UUUUUUUUUUUUUUUUUUUUUUUUUGUUUUUUACUAUAUAGAUACUAUAUAGAUACACAUUAUUCAAUAAAAAUUAAAAUAUAUAUGAAAAAAGUAUAUAUAUAGAAUGUACAGUAUUGUACUGUAUUGACAUUCAGGCUGUCGGUUGAUAGUCAGUUGUUAAGAGAGACAUAAUGUAAUGACAGUAAUAUAAUUUAUGACAGUCCGGUGUGAGAUAAAAGAGUAAUAAAGUGCAGGGCUGAUGUAUUUUGAUCGUGGGAGAUCAAGAGUUCAGAAGUCUGAUUGCUUGGGGGAAGAAGCUAUCAUGGAGUCGGCUGGUGCGGGUCCUGAUGCUGCGAUACCGCCUACCUGAUGGUAGCAGUGAGAACAGCCCAUGGCUCGGGUGGCUGGAGUCUCUGAUGAUCCUCCGAGCUUUUUUCACACACCGCCUUGUAUAUAUUUCCUGGAGGGAGGGAAGCUCACCUCCGAUGAUGUGUUUGGCAGUUCGCACCACCCUUUGCAGUGCUUUGCGGUUGUGGGCAGUGCUAUUGCUGUACCAGGCGGAGAUACAGCCAGUCAGGAUGCUCUCCACAGUGCAGGUGUAGAACCGUGUGAGGAUGUGGCGGUUCAUUCCAAACUUCCUCAGCCGUCUCAGGAAGAAAAGGCGCUGAUGAGCCUUCUUCACAACGACUUCAGUGUGGACGGACCAUGUGAGUUCCUCAGUGAUGUGGACACCCAGGAACUUGAAGCUGCUGACUCUUUCCACUGGUGCUCCAUUGAUGGUGAUUGGACUGUGUUCUCUGUCUUUUCUCCUGAAGUCCACCACAAGCUCCUUUGUCUUACUGACGUUGAGGGAGAGGUUGUGCUCCUGACACCAGUGUGUCAGAGUGUGCACCUCCUCUCUGUAGGCUGUUUCAUCAUUGUCAGUGAUCAGACCUACCACCGUCGUGUCAUCAGCAAACUUAAUGAUGGCAUUGGAGUUAUGUGUUGCCACACAGUCAUGUGUGUACAGGGAAUACAGUAGUGGGCUGAGAACACAGCCCUGCGGGGCUCCAGUGUUGAGGGUCAGUGAUGAGGAGAUGUUGCUGCCUAUUCUAACCACCUGGCGUCUGCUUGACAGGAAGUCCAGGAUCCAGCUGCACAGCGAGCUGUUUAAGCCCAGAGCCCGGAGUUUCUCAUCUAGCUUGGAGGGCACUAUGGUGUUGAAUGCUGAGCUGUAGUCUACAAACAGCAUUCUCACAUAAGUGUUCUUUUUUUCCAGGUGGGAGAGAGCAGUGUGUAUUGUAGAUGCAAUGACAUCAUCAGUGGAGCGGUUGU
Myxocyprinus asiaticus (Chinese sucker) is the source of this 1296-nucleotide messenger RNA. RefSeq lists its product as uncharacterized. Bases 374 to 1003 code for a protein of 209 amino acids. Lineage: Eukaryota; Metazoa; Chordata; Actinopteri; Cypriniformes; Catostomidae. The transcript has 2 exons. The record is from RefSeq and is a predicted model, not a curated record.